AUGGCUGACACUGGAGGCGAAUCCAACAUACCCGCCAUCCCGGGCCAUGAUCCCAAAUCCUCAGCCGAUUACAUCCAGUUCAAGUGCCUCCCGCCCGGGGGGCCGCUGAACAGGUGGUCUACCACCUUGACGAGGGAGCAUGACUUUCCAGGAGCCCAGGCCAUGCUGUACGGCGCUGGUGUUCCCGAUGAAAAGACCAUGAAGAAUGCGCCCCAGGUCGGCAUUGCGAGUGUUUGGUGGGAGGGCAAUCCAUGCAAUACGCAUUUGCUUGAAUUUGGAAAAAUCGUCAAGAAUGCCGUCGAAAGAGAGGGCAUGCUCGGCUGGCAAUUCAACACGGUAGGCGUAUCUGAUGCCAUUACCAUGGGCGGAGACGGCAUGAGAUUCUCUCUUCAAACCAGAGAACUUAUAGCCGACUCCAUCGAGUCCGUGACAUCAGCCCAGCACCACGAUGCCAACAUCUCCAUCCCGGGCUGCGACAAGAACAUGCCCGGCGUAGUCAUGGCCGCAGCUCGCCACAACAGACCGUUCAUCAUGAUAUACGGGGGAACCAUUCGCAAGGGCCACUCCACCCUGCUCGAGCGCAACGUCAACAUCAGCACCUGCUACGAAGCAUCCGGAGCCUAUGCCUACGGCCGCCUGCAGGCCAAGACGGACGCCGGCCAGCCCGGCCGACAGAGUACAGACGUCAUGUCUGAUAUCGAAAAACACGCCUGUCCCGGCGCCGGCGCCUGCGGCGGCAUGUACACGGCCAACACCAUGGCCACUGCCAUUGAAGCCAUGGGCCUCACGCUCCCCGGCUCGUCAUCAUACCCGGCCCUGUCUCCCGAGAAGAGCCGCGAGUGCGAACGAGCGGGCCAAGUCAUCAAGACCACCAUGGAGAAGGACAUUCGCCCCCGUGACCUGCUCACUCGCGCCGCCUUCGAAAACGCCCUUGUGCUCACCAUGAUCCUGGGCGGCUCAACCAACGGCGUGCUGCACUUCCUCGCCAUGGCCAACACGGCCGGCGUCCCUCUCACCAUUGACGACGUUCAACGCGCAAGCGACCGCACUCCGUUCCUGGCCGACCUCGCCCCCAGCGGCAAGUACCUCAUGGAAGACCUCUACCAGGUCGGCGGCACGCCGUCCGUCCUGAAAAUGCUCAUCGCCAAGAAGCUCAUCGACGGGUCCGUCAUGACCGUCACCGGCAGGACCCUCGCCGAGAACGUGUCCGACUGGCCGUCCCUCGACCCCGGCCAGCAAAUCAUCCGGCCCCUCGAAGAUCCCAUCAAAUCCAGCGGCCACAUCCGCAUACUGCGAGGCAACAUGGCCCCCGGGGGGGCCGUCGCCAAAAUCACCGGCAAGGAAGGUCUCUUGUUCACGGGCAAAGCCAGAGUAUACGACUGCGAGCGUGACCUGAACACGGCGCUGUCGAGGGGCGAGAUCAAGCGCCAAGACGGCAACCUGGUCCUCAUUGUGCGCUACGAAGGACCCAAAGGCGGCCCCGGCAUGCCAGAACAACUACGCGCCAGCGCGGCCAUCAUGGGCGCCGGCCUGAACAACGUGGCUCUCGUCACCGACGGCCGGUACAGCGGCGCUUCCCACGGGUUCAUUGUGGGCCACGUCGUCCCCGAAGCCGCCGUCGGAGGACCCAUCGCGCUGGUCAAGGACGGCGACGAAGUCACCAUUGAUGCGGUCAGGAACCGCAUCGACGCAGCAGUGUCGGACGAGGAAAUGGCUCUCAGAAAAGCUUCGUGGAGGGCACCCUCUCCGCGAGUCACGAGGGGCGUGUUGGCGAAAUACGCCAGGCUCGUAGGCGAUGCUAGUCACGGUGCUGUGACGGACGGAUGGUGA
Messenger RNA from Metarhizium brunneum ARSEF 3297, 1830 nucleotides. RefSeq lists its product as uncharacterized. The record is from RefSeq and is a predicted model, not a curated record. Gene Ontology annotation, biological process: branched-chain amino acid biosynthetic process. Gene Ontology annotation, molecular function: dihydroxy-acid dehydratase activity. Lineage: Eukaryota; Fungi; Ascomycota; Sordariomycetes; Hypocreales; Clavicipitaceae. Gene Ontology annotation, cellular component: mitochondrion.